Hordeum vulgare subsp. vulgare (domesticated barley) is the source of this 2199-nucleotide messenger RNA. RefSeq names its product cytochrome P450 714C2. The record is from RefSeq and is a predicted model, not a curated record. Bases 429 to 2042 code for a protein of 537 amino acids. Gene Ontology annotation, molecular function: monooxygenase activity; iron ion binding; heme binding. The transcript has 2 exons. NCBI's taxonomy places the organism in Eukaryota, Viridiplantae, Streptophyta, Magnoliopsida, Poales, Poaceae.
UAAUUAAGGUGGCAGAUAAAGCUAACAAUCAAUCGGAAAUAUUCCCUGACCGGUCUGAAAAUCCUUGGCCGGAGCUCAGCGACGAUGAUCGUUGCGGCCCGCGUUUGACCGAGAAAUUUGAAAACGAGCCGGAGAAGGAGGAGAAAGCAGAAUGGGACGAGCACCCGAUGCUUCCACUCGGGGAGCCAACCGCGUGCUACUACGUACAGUACGUGCCCGGCUCCGACCAUUCCUCGGGGCUCCGGCGAUGACGACCCCGUCCAACCUACCUACUCCCCUCCGUCCAUGCCUCUCAUCUCAUCGUCUCCUCUAUAUAAACCCUCCUACAUCACACCAUCCAACCAACAAUUCACACCGAUCGACCCUGCCACAUCCUUCGCUCCAUUGAACCCCACCUUAGUUUCUUCAUCACUAGCUAGCUAGCAUCAAUGGAGGUCGCGGCGGCGCUGCAUGCCGCCAUGUUGGCGCUGGCCACGCUGGCGAUGGCCACCUUCGUCUACUUCCUCCACGCGGCGUGGCUGUCUCCGACGGCCACGCGACGCCGGCUCCGCUCGGUCGGCUUCGGCGGCCCGGCCCCGACGUUCCCGCUCGGCAACCUCCCCGAGAUCGCGGCAACGCUUGCCGCGGCCAGCUGCAGCAGCAGCACCGCGACGGCGGCGGUGAGCAGCGACAUCCACGCGGCCGUCUUCCCGUACUUCGCGCGGUGGCGCGCGGCGUUCGGGAAGGUGUUCGUCUACUGGCUCGGCGCCGAGCCGUUCCUGUACGUGGCCGACCCGGAGUUCCUCAAGUCCGCCACCGCCGGCGCCAUGGGGAGGCUCUGGGGGAAGCCCGACGUGUUCCGCCGCGACCGCAUGCCCAUGUUCGGCCGCGGCCUCGUCAUGGCCGAGGGCGACGACUGGACCCGCCACCGCCAGAUCAUCGCGCCCGCCUUCUCCGCCACCAACCUCAACGACAUGAUCGGCGUGAUGGAGGAGACGACGGCGAAGAUGCUGGGGGAGUGGAGCGAGGCGGUGGCAGCGGUGGGGCGGAUCGCGGGGGCGGUGGUGGACGUGGAGAAGGGCGUGGUGAGGAACGCGGCGGAGAUCAUCGCCAGGGCCAGCUUCGGCAUCGGCGACGAGGGCGGCGCGCGGGUGUUCGAGAAGCUGCAGGCCAUGCAAUCGAUGCUGUUCCGCUCCAACCGCCUCGUCGGCGUGCCGCUGGCCCGGCUCCUCCACCUCCGCAAGACCUACGAAGCGUGGAAGCUCGGCCGCGAGAUCGACGCGCUGCUGCUCGACAUCAUCGACUCUCGCCGCGCCCGACAACAAGACGCCGGCGGUCAGGAGAAGAAGAACAGGGACCUGCUCUCGCUGCUGCUGGCCGGGAACGACGAGGCGGGAGAAGGGAAGAAGAAGAGGUUGAUGACGAGCCGGGAGCUGGUGGACGAGUGCAAGACCUUCUUCUUCGGCGGGCACGAGACGACGGCGCUGGCCGUGUCCUGGACGCUGCUCAUGCUCGCGGCUCACCCGGAGUGGCAGCGCGCGCUCCGUGAGGAGCUCCGCGAGGUCACCGCCGAGGACGGCCCGCUCGACGCCGCCGCCCUCGCCAAGCUCACCAAGAUGGGGUGGGUCCUGAGCGAGGUGCUCCGGCUCUACCCGCCGUCCCCGAACGUGCAGCGGCAGGCCCUGCAGGACGUGACCGUGGACGACGCCGGCACGACCAUCCCGCGGGGCACCAACAUGUGGGUGGACGUGGUGGCGAUGCACCACGACGAGGCGCUGUGGGGCGCCGACGCGAACGAGUUCCGGCCGGAGCGGUUCGCGGCGGGCGCGCAGGGCGGGUGCCGGCACCGGAUGGGGUACCUGCCGUUCGGCUUCGGCGGGCGGAUCUGCGUGGGGAGGAACCUCACGGGGAUGGAGUACCGGGUGGUGGUGGCCAUGGUGCUGCGGCGGUUCGAGCUGGCCGUCGCGCCUGAGUACCGGCACCAGCCCCGUGUCAUGCUCUCGCUCCGGCCGUCCGACGGCGUGCAGCUCCUCCUCACGCCGCUGCAGCAGCACACCAAAUAGACAGCCCGGGUCAUGAUGAUUAUAUAAACAUAGCGAGUUAAUUAUUUGUAAACAACAAGCAACAUAUAAGUGAUCAACGGAGUAUAUAGAACUCUGAGACUUGGUUUUCUAUCUAUCCCGGCUUCUACCCAUCUCAGUGAGGUGUGAGACAACAGUA